Psylliodes chrysocephalus is the source of this 2349-nucleotide messenger RNA. Lineage: Eukaryota; Metazoa; Arthropoda; Insecta; Coleoptera; Chrysomelidae. The record is from the annotation of a GenBank genome assembly.
AUGAUUCAUCUAAGGGCAGCUACACCACCUACUACUAAAGCACUCCUCCCAAAGAGAAAACAUCCCUCUCCAAUUGUGGAAAACAAAGAGGAAGAAGGAGGUGACGAAUCAGAAGAUGUAGAUAAUGAAGGGUUUCAAAAGCCAAAAAAGUAUAAAAAAUUCAAGACGAAUUUUGUAAAACUUAUUGAAAAAAAAGUAGCAGCAACAAUCCCAACGAGCAACAGAUACGACUCCCUAAGCGAAAGCGAAUUUGAACAGGAGCAAAUCACAGUACUCCCAGCUACAUCAAAAGGGAAAUCUACCCCCAAUCUAGUGAUCAAAGGUAACUCCACAACAAGUAGCACUAAAACCGCUAAAGAACCGCCAAAAGUUAACAAAAAAUCAACAAUCCCACCCAUAGUGGUCGAUGGACGCACGGAUAACCACGCAACCCUAACCAAAGAUCUGAAAGCCAUAAUCAAGGGUAAAUACUCAGUGAAAUAUACCAAUGCUACAACGGUUAUAUUCACUGAGGAUAUGGAAGAUUACGAAUCGCUACUUGGAGGUAUCAAACAAGCCGAAAUUCCCCACCACACUUACACAAGUAAAUCUGAAAAAACCCACGCGUUUGUCCUGAGAGGCCUGGCGAACGGGACAGAAAAAGAAGCCAUUGAAGAAGAUUUAAUCGCGUCAUAUGAGAUCAAACCUAAAGACAUCUAUAAAAUGACAACCAAACAUCGACCCCUAUUUUUAGUGGUGACUGACCCGGACUCACAGGAGGACUCUGCCUCCCAAACGCUCACCAAAGAAAAUGAGGAUGAAAUAAACCUUACAGCAGAUAAACAAAAUGCAGAAAUAGCUAAAAUAGUCUAUGAAGGAUUAGAAGCAGACACACAAGAACAAUCCAAAAAAAGGAAAGGUCGCAGCUUGGAAAAUCUAAAUAAAAUAUCCCAGUCAUCAGAUAAUUUCAACUCAGAAUACUGUUUGGAUAACGUCACAGAUACGGAUAAUCCUCUUAAGGUCAAAAUUAAGAGAAUAGGACUCCCCAGCAAUGUUGUAAGCAGAAAUCUCAACUUCCGAACAUCAGAUAAUUCAGAAGAAGAUAGGGGUGCUCAAUCGCUCCUUUUACAAAAGUCGCUAAAAGAAGCGCAAAAUGCUAGAUUUUUCCUCCCACCCCCUAUUACCCAAAACAUAGAUUCAAAUCCCGAAACAGCUUUCUACGUCCCACCAAGCAGUUACCCACAAACAAACCCAUCCUCACCCCCCUCCUCACAAUCCCUACCACCUGCAGACCAAUUAACACCGAAUAGCAGGGGCUUAACCAGAAUCUCUAGCCAAAAAGACAGAAGAAUAAGACAGGAAAUUUUAGGAAUAGUUGAAAAAGACAAUCAGAAUAAUUUUGAACAGCCCAAAAAGACUACAAAACUAAAACACCUCAUCGAACAAAAAGCCAAGUCCACAAUAAAGCUCAAAAAUAAAUACAAACCCCUAACUGACGAGUCAGAAAGAGAGGAAGACAGUGAGGAAGAAUCCGAUAACGAGAGAAAAAGAGCGAAAAGGCACAAAACAAACACUCCCAAAAAGAGCGUUCCCAGCCAACAAACAAAUAAAGCCUCUAAGAAAUCAGCUAUGCCCCCGAUAGUGAUAGAUGGAGUCACCCAAAACCACAAGGAAAUGGUAAAUAACAUCAAAGAAACCAUCAAAGGUGAUUUCACGUUAAAACACACUAACAGAUCCACCAUCCUUUUUGUCAAUGAUGAGCCUGACUAUACCAAAGUUCUUACUAACAUAAGGGCUGAAAAGAUCCCACAUCAUACAUAUACGCAAAAACACGAUAAAUCGCAUGCAUUUGUCCUAAGAGGCAUGACAAAAGGAACAGAAAUAACCGACAUAAAAGACGAUCUUCAAGAAAGCUACGAAAUCAAAGCUCGGGAAAUUUAUUUAAUGACCACAAAAAACAGGCCUCUCUACCUGGUUAUCACAGACCCUGCCAUUACUCUCGAUUACCUAAAUAAAAACGUGAGAGUCAUUGAAAACACGAGGAUCAUCUGGGAACUCAGAAGAUCCGUCAAGUUACUUAUCCAAUGUCACAAUUGUCAAUUGUGGGGACAUGCUACAAAUGAGGGCAUUGAUGAUAAUGUCUUUCAAUUACUAGAUGAAGAACGAAUAAGGCAUCUUAUUCCAAAAAUGGGUACACGCUUAAAUUUAAAAAAAAAUUUCGAGGAAUUUUGUAUGACCAAAGAAAAUACCAUGGUAAAAUUGAUAGAUUUAUUACCAAAAUUUGACACCGAAUGGUUUUCGAGUAAACUUCCAUUCCCAGAGCUUCGGAUUAAAAAUAAACCCUUAUUGUAUCUUAAAAAAAAUAUAUAA